AUGGGGAUUCUCCUCCUGGGCCUCCCCGGGGGCCAGCCCUACCUGCUCACACCCUCUCAUCUUGCUUGCCUUCCAGCCUGCGCCAUCUCCGGCCUCUUCAACUGCGUCACCAUCCACCCUCUCAACAUCGCGGCAGGGGUGUGGAUGAUCAUGAACGCCUUCAUCCUGCUGCUGUGUGAGGCUCCCUUCUGCUGCCAGUUCGUCGAGUUUGCAAACCUGGUGUCAGAGAAGGUGGACCGGCUGCGCUCCUGGCAGAAAGCGGCCUUCUACUGCGGGAUGGCCAUUGUCCCCAUUGUCAUCAGCCUGACGCUGACCACUCUGCUGGGGAACGCCAUCGCCUUUGCCACCGGAGUGCUGUACGGACUCUCUGCUCUGGGCAAAAAGGGCGAUGCCAUCUCCUACGCCAGGAUCCAGCAGCAGAGGCAGCAGGCGGAUGAGGAGCAGCUCACUGGGACCCUGGAGGGGGAGCUGUGACACGCACCACGUGGUGCCUGCCUGGCGCUGACACCAGGCUCGGUGUCCCACACCGGACUCCUCCUCCCCCAGUGUCCCUGACUGGGCAGCCAGCAGACAUGGGGGCAGUGAGGGGCUGGGCCCCACAGUGGAAACCCCCUCCAACCCUCUCCCCAGCUGGCCUGAAGGGAGCAUGCAGUGCCCUCCAGUGGGGCAGCCCAGCUGGGGACCUGCUGCUGGCCUAGGGAGCACCACGGUGGCCGGCCCACACCUCCCGGAGCCAGCCGCCAGCUCACCAGGCAGAUCAGGCUGGUAACCCUGGUAACCUCUGUUCAUCUGUCGAGGGAGCAGACAGAGGUGGCCGGGCUUCCCCUGGGAGUCCCUUUCCCCACUGCCCUGCUGUCCAUCGGGGUGACAUACGGUUCUCCCACGGUUUGCCUUGCCCCACCAGGAGCAGCCUGGGACGUCCCUGGACUUGGGGGCCCAGUCUGCCUGCUCCCUGCACCGCCUUUGCCUCAGGCCUAGGGUUCUGCAGGGCAAGAGCAGGUUCUCCUGUCUGAGGGAUGGCCAUGCCCCCACCAGGCCUCAGUCGAGGCCAUUGACCGACUCAGGUUACCCCACAAGGUGCUCCUGCUACAGAACCAGGUGGACAUCGCG
This is a messenger RNA of Echinops telfairi (small Madagascar hedgehog), 1110 nucleotides long. It is a transcript of the gene CACFD1, whose product is annotated as calcium channel flower domain containing 1. The record is from RefSeq and is a predicted model, not a curated record. Bases 1 to 474 code for a protein of 157 amino acids. The transcript is spliced from 4 exons. Gene Ontology annotation, cellular component: membrane. Lineage: Eukaryota; Metazoa; Chordata; Mammalia; Afrosoricida; Tenrecidae. Gene Ontology annotation, biological process: vesicle-mediated transport.